Molecule: messenger RNA, 309 nt
Organism: Knipowitschia caucasica
Lineage: Eukaryota; Metazoa; Chordata; Actinopteri; Gobiiformes; Gobiidae
Source: the annotation of a GenBank genome assembly
AUGCAGAUCAGCGUGCCCUGCAGCAGGCCUGUAGUCACGGACUGGGCGCCUGACACUGGUGGAUCUGCUCCAGUGUGUGAGUGCCUGGAGUCAGCUCCUGUCCAGCCCCACCUGCCACCUCACGCUCCAGUCUUGGGCUACUCUGCAGAAGCACACAAUAGUGUUUGCAGGACUCUACAACCGGCGUGCAGUGCUGGAAAGAUCCCGCUCACGGCACAACCCAAACCACCAGGCUCGAUGAUCGCCCGCGCCUUCCACCGGACGCUCGACAAGUGCCAAAGAGGCCGGCAGCGAGGGGAAGACUUGUAA